CCUUAUCACUUCCAAAAAAUUCCAACAAAAACGUCAAUACGUGUCGCGUGUAAGCAAGUGUAGCCGUGUUCCAUUCCAAUUUUCCAAAUUCAGAGACAGUUACAUUACAUUUUACAUUGAGAGAAGAUCGAGUACGUGAGCUAUAUUUGAUAUUCAUUGUUCCAUUCGUAUUACAAUAUUCCUACAUAUUUUCAUCAAGUAUUCCUUCCUUGAAAACUUGUAAAAAUGCCAGCUGCAGCUAGUGCCACUUCAGUCGGAGCUGGUUCCAGAUCUCCAUCAAAACCAUCUGGUGCUAGGAUCGCUGGAGGCUCAACUGUGCGUCAAAGGAAAACGACCACAACAGCAAGCAGGAGUCGUGCCGCUGGCGGAGCUGGAAGCGGUGGUAUGUGGAGAUUUUACACUGACGAUUCUCCUGGUGUAAAAGUUGGACCAGUUCCAGUAUUAGUUAUGUCGUUGUUGUUCAUUGCUUCCGUAUUCAUGUUACAUAUCUGGGGAAAAUAUACACGAAGUUGAAAGAUGUCAUUCCAUUAAAGGCUUUAUUUUGUAAUUUCAUGUUAUGGUUAUCGGUUAGAAUAUCGUGUAAAUAAUUCAGUUGUAAUGAUUCAAAACGUCUUCUAUGUGUAAUUGAAUUAUCUAUUAAUUAUAUAUCCUUUUGUAUAAUAAAUUUUUCAACAAUAAAUAUUUAUUCAAAGAAA
Planococcus citri (citrus mealybug) is the source of this 695-nucleotide messenger RNA. RefSeq names its product Sec61 translocon subunit beta (gene Sec61beta). The record is from RefSeq and is a predicted model, not a curated record. Gene Ontology annotation, biological process: post-translational protein targeting to membrane, translocation; SRP-dependent cotranslational protein targeting to membrane, translocation. The coding region runs from base 226 to 513 and encodes 95 amino acids. Gene Ontology annotation, molecular function: guanyl-nucleotide exchange factor activity. The transcript has 4 exons. Lineage: Eukaryota; Metazoa; Arthropoda; Insecta; Hemiptera; Pseudococcidae. Gene Ontology annotation, cellular component: Sec61 translocon complex; membrane.